This is a messenger RNA of Eimeria mitis, 2079 nucleotides long. RefSeq lists its product as uncharacterized. NCBI's taxonomy places the organism in Eukaryota, Apicomplexa, Conoidasida, Eucoccidiorida, Eimeriidae. The coding region runs from base 1 to 2079 and encodes 692 amino acids. The record is from RefSeq and is a predicted model, not a curated record. The transcript has a single exon.
AUGACGAUGCAGCAGCUGCAGCUAGCUGUGGACCUGGCGCUGCGGCUAGCUAGCACGAUACCCCCUCAGCAGCAGCAGCAGCAGCAGCAGCAGCAGCAGCAGCAGCAGCACGAGCAGCAGCAAGAGCAGAUGCUGCUCCAACUACAGCAGCAGCAGAUGCAGCUGCAGAUGCAGCAGCAGAGGCAAAGGGAGGAAGAAGAAAUGCUGCUAAGACAGCGACAGCAGCAGGAGCAGCAGCAACAGCAGCAGCAGCAGCAGCUGCAGCAGCAGCAGCAGCAGCAGCAGCAAGAGCAGCAGCAGCAAAUUCCCCAGCUGACAAACGAAACGAUCCUGGGUGUGCUGCAGGCUAUCGCCUUGGCUCGGGGGUGGGACCCUCUGGAGCAGCAGCAGCAGCUGCUGCAGCAGGAACAGCAGCAGCAGCAGCAGCAGCAGCAGCAGGAGAGUCAGCAGCUGCCGCGUGCUGCAGCAGGAAUGAGGCAAGCUGAUGAAGCAGCAGCAACAGAUGCAGCAGCAACAGCAGCAAGCAUCAGCGAGCAGCUGCAACGCCUGACUCUGGAUUUCAUGCCCUCACGACCGCAGCAGCAGCAGCAGCAGCAGCAGCAACAGCAGCAGCCGCAGCAGCAGCAGCAUGAGAAACCUCAGCAGCAAAACUCCUUGUUGAGGAGAUCGGGCCUUCUCUUCCCAUCCAGCAGACAGCAGCAGCCGCUGCAGCAGCUGCAGCAGCUGCAGCAGCUGCAUCAACUGCAGCAGCAGCCUUUGCCGCAGCACCAGCUGCAGCAGCACCAGCAGCAGCAGCAGCAGCAGCAACAGCAGCAGCAGCGAAGCAACCGCCGCUUUGUCUCCUCUCAUAUGAGGGGCCCCGUUAGCGGCAACCAGUCGUACAUACGGCAGCAGCCCGGGAAAGAAGCAGCAAGACAGCUGCAGCAGCAGCUGCAGCAGCAACUGCAGCAGCAGCUGCAGCAGCAGCUACAGCAGCAGCUGCAGCAACAACUGCAGCAGCAACUGCAGCAACAACUGCAGCAGCAACUGCAGCAGCAAAUACACGACCAUGUGGAGAACACGCAGCAGACUGAGUCCUUCAUCAGGCCGCUUACCAGCAGCAGCAGCAGCAGCAGCAGCAGCAACAGCAGCAGCAGCAGCAACAGCAGCAGCAGCAACUUCUUAGGCUUUCAGGACAUCGAAAGAAGUAUAUUGCUGCUGCAGCAGCACCAGCUGCAGCUGCAGCAACAAGAGCAGCAAAGACCCCCCGCUCCAGCAGCAACAGCAGCAGCAGCAACAGCAGCAGCAGCAGCAGCAGCAGCAGGUUUUUUACAAGCAGCAGAAGUGCAGCAGCUGCAGCGGGAGGACAUCCGCUCGUGCAUACCUAAAGACGGAGGAGAACACGAGCAGCAGCAGCAGCAGCAGCAGCAGCAGCAGCAGCAGCAGCAGAGGCCUACACAGUUGAUUUCUAUCAGCAGCAGCACAGCCCCCCCGCCAUCUCGUGGGGGGCUGCAGCAGCAGUUUGGUUUUCGCAAGAGCAGCAGCAGCAGCAGCAGCAACAGCAGCAGCAGCAGCAACAGCAGCAGCAGCAACAGCAGCGGCGCUGCCCCUCAGUCUUACCAGCGGUCCUUCAUAGGCACCACAUUAAGCAGCAGCAGCAGCAGCAGCAGCAGCAACAGCAGCAGCAGCAACCGCACCACGUGCUCUGGUGUUAUAUACCAGCAGCAGCAGAAAUUGCUGUUCUACCAGCAGCAGCAGCAGCAGCAGCAGCACCCGCACCCCCAGCAGCAGCCGCAGCAGCAGCAGCAGCAGCAGCAGCAGCUGGUGCUGCCCCGCAGUGCAGCAGAAGCAGCAGCAGCAGACCCCUCCCCCCAAAUAACAACCUGCUCACAAACCCCCCUGACAGCACGCACGCUGUCUCCAGUGCAGCCGCAGCAGCAGCAGCAGCAGCAGCAGCAGCAGCAGCAGCAGGCACUGCAGCAGCCGCAGCAGCAGCAACAGGCAGGUUACCCUCUACCACUAGCUGCAGCACUCUUCGAUGCAGAUGGAGACAGCAGCAAAGACAAAGUCUCUAGACAGUCUGCUGCUGCAGCUGGCUGA